This is a messenger RNA of Ictalurus furcatus (blue catfish), 5136 nucleotides long. RefSeq names its product histone-lysine N-methyltransferase PRDM9-like. Gene Ontology annotation, molecular function: protein binding; histone methyltransferase activity. The transcript is spliced from 7 exons. The record is from RefSeq and is a predicted model, not a curated record. The coding region runs from base 525 to 2375 and encodes 616 amino acids. NCBI's taxonomy places the organism in Eukaryota, Metazoa, Chordata, Actinopteri, Siluriformes, Ictaluridae. Gene Ontology annotation, cellular component: nucleus.
CAGCCUACAACGCAUGUCUUUGGACUGGGGAGGAAACCAGAGAACCAGAUAAAAUCCCCAAAGCAAAGGGAGAACAUGCAAGCUCCACACACACAGGGCAGAGGCAGGAUUUGAGCCCUCCUCAAAUCCUGGAGGUGUAAGACAAACGUGCUAACCAUUAAGCCACUGUGACGCCUGGGGGAAAAUUGUUUAUGACACAAAGAAGUUAGAAAAGUCUACGUACUAUACAUUAAAAGGGCAGUUGAAACCUAGCAUCGAAAGGCACCACCAUUUUCCAGUCCAGGUGGUGGCGGUAUCGCACCCAGUAGCUGCUUCACCAACCACCAUUGACGAAGUAAAAGACGCUGCAGGUUUCUAGGCUGAACCGCUGAGUUACUCGACCGAGCCAAUCAUUUCUACAUUAAAUAAUUUCUAACAGAGUUUUACAGUUAGAUUGGAUCCAGUCAGAAAUCAAAGCUCGUCGUUGUGUCUGUGGUUGAGGAUUUAAAUCUCCGGCCUGCUUUAAAACCCCGAGACCUGUUAUAAUGAGUUCAGCAGGAGACAGACCGCACUCCUCCAGAACGUCUCAGGCUGAUGAUCCUGAUCCUUCGCAGCUGUGUAAGGAUGUGAAAACAGAGAAUUCAGAUAGAGAGAUGGAGGUCUGGGUGAAGAAAGAGGAAACGCUGGAGCUGAACAUGUACAACCAUGGAGACGAUUUCGACAACACGCCUGAAGUUAUCGCCAUUAAAGAGGAAGACGCUGACAAUGAAGACUACCUCUACUGUGAGGUUUGCAAGUCCUACUUCUUCAACAAGUGUGAGGUUCACGGUCCAGCGCUCUUCAUCACUGAUACCCCUGUUCCCAUGGGGGUCCCUGACCGAGCCAGACAAACUCUUCCUCCUGGUCUAGAGAUUCGUAAGUCUGGUAUUUCUGACGCAGGCCUGGGAGUGUUUAAUAAAGGAGAGACUAUUCCAGUUGGUGCACACUUCGGACCCUACCAAGCAGAGCUGGUAGACGGAGAAGAAGCUAUGAAUAGUGGCUGCUCAUGGGUGAUAUACAGAAGUGGUCAGUGUGAGGAAUACAUAGAUGCCAAGAGAGAGAUGCAUGGUAACUGGAUGAGGUAUGUGAAUUGUUCUCGUAAUGGACAAGAGCAGAAUCUCAUGGCCUUUAAGUAUCGAGGUGGGAUUCUGUACCGUUGCUGUCGACCCAUCAACCCAGGACAGGAGCUGUUGGUGUGGUAUGAAGAGGAGUAUGCCAAAGAUUUUGGCCAUACAUUUGACUACCUCCGGAAUAAACAAUGCUCUACAAAUGAAGUAAACAAAGCUCCAGUUCAACUUUUCUCCUGCUCAUUGUGUCCACUUUAUUAUACUUCUCAAACUUACCUCAACAAACACAUCCAGAGCUACCACUACGAGGAGUACAUGAGCAAGAAAUCAGGAGAAAGUCGGAUGCCAACAAACAGCCCCAGUAAUCAGCAAACAUCUGGUACUCUUAGUUCCAACACCUCUCAGAAAGAAAUACAGAAGAAAAUUCACAUUUGCUCAGAUGGUGGAAACGGUUUUACUCAGCAGAGUGCUCUUAAAACAUAUCAGUGCAGUCAAACCGGAGAGAUGCUGUAUCGCUGCUUGCAGUGUGACAAGAGUUUUAAUAAAAAAAGUAAUCUCAGAAAACACCAACGCAUUCACACCGGAGAGAAGCCAUAUCACUGCUCACAAUGUGAAAAGAGUUUUAUUCAAAAAAGCGAUCUCCGGCAACACCAGAGAAUUCACACAGGAGAGAAGCCGUAUCAGUGCUCACAGUGUGGGAAAUGUUUUACUCAUCAGAGUCAUCUCCAACUACACCAGCGCAUUCACACAGGAGAGAAACCGUAUCACUGCUCACAGUGUGGAAAGCGUUUCAAUCAAAAGAGCAACCUCCACGUCCAUCAGCGUAUUCACACGGGGGAGAAGCCGUAUCACUGCUCACACUGUGGAAAGAGUUUUACUCUACAGAGUCAUCUCCAUGUUCACCAGCGUAUUCACACGGGAGAGAAGCCGUAUCACUGUUCACAGUGUGAGAAGAGCUUUACUCAUCAGAGUCAUCUCCAACGACAUCAGCGCACUCACACAGGAGAGAAACCGUAUCACUGCUCAGAGUGUGAGAAGAGUUUUAAUCAUCAGAGUCAUCUCCAGCGACACCAGCGCACUCACACUGGAGAGAAGCCGUAUCACUGUUCACAGUGUGGGAAGAGUUUCUCUCAACAAAGUACUCUCCAACUACACCAGCGCAUUCACACUGGAGAGAAGCCGUAUCACUGCUCACAAUGUGGAAAGAGGUUUACUUAUUCACUUACGUUUAAGACACACAAGUGCACUAACACAGACCCAUUACAUUAUUUGAAUUAUGUGUCAAAUUAAAUAUGACUAUCAUUACUUUUUUGGCUUAAAAUGGUCCGUGUAAACUGUGUUUUUGCAUUUUAUUUAUCUUCUUUCUGUGGAAGACAAAGCAUAUAAUGUUAUUUUAAUGAUUCAUAUUCUUAUUUUAAUAUCUGCUUUUGAUUUUAAUUACCUUAACAAAAAAAGUAUGAAUUCUGUGACGGUAAUUUAAGUCACUAUAGUCCAUAGUGCAGCAUAACCCUGCAUUCACACUAGCAAGGUACAGCAUGUCAGGUGAUGAUUAAUUUUCUGUGUAUACAUGUAACACGCAACCAUGAUUUGAGAAACAGUAGUGAAUGACAAAGUGACAGCACAGCAAGUGCCAUGUGAGUUGAGAUUUUCUUAACUUGAUGUAAAUUACGUAUGACAAAUAAGUAACAAAUUCAAAUGUCUGAUUGAAUGAUACCUCGGACCAAAUGACGGACUCAAAUGAUUCCUUGGACCAAUUGUAUUGUGUGUGUGUGUGUGUGUGUGUGUGUGUGUGGGGCAGAUUUUUUUUUACAACUGUUUUUACCUUAUCAUGUCAUAUAUACCAGUCAACCAUAACAUUAAAACCACCUGCUUAAUAUUGUGUAGGUCCCCCUUGUGCUGCCAAAACAUCUCUGACACAUCGAUGCAUGGACUUCACAAGACCUCUGAAGGUGUGCUGUUGCAUCUGGCACCAAGACGUUAGCAGCAGAUCCUUUAGGUCCUGCAAGUUGUGAAGUUGGGCCUCAAUGAAUUGGAUUUGUUUGUCCAGCUCAUCCCACAGAUGCUCAAUCGGAUUGAGAUCUGGGGAAUUUGGAGGCCGAGUCAACAACUUGGACUCUGUCAUGUUCCUCAAACCGUUCCUGAACAAUUUUUACAGUGUGUCGGGGAGCGUUAUCCUGCUGAAAGAUGAUGCUGCCAUUAGGGAAUACUGUUACCAUGAAGGGGUGUACUUGGUCUGCAACAAUGUUUAGGUAGGUGAUACGUGUCAAAGUAACAUCGAAAUGGAGACAGUAUUUCGACAAUGAAUUGAAAUUGGCAUUUUAUUUUCACAAAUAAUUGCAAUUGUAUGAAAUAUCAGAAGACAAGCAGUUGCUUGUUUUAUAGGGCUCCAUAACUGCCCUUAUAUUAUUAAGCCCAUGGGUCUGGGAGGUAUUGGUGGAGAGACACUUCACAAAGUUUCUGGCUGCAGCAUUUUAGAAUGUCAUGGCCCAUGUUUGAGAUGCUGUGUCAACUGAUUGUCCUGAUGUUGCACCCGGUUGUUCUUCCUUAGACCAUUUUUGGUAAGUACUAACCACUGCAUACUGGGUCGUUGGACCAUUUUUGGUAAGUACUAACCACUGCAUAAUUCCCCACAAGACCUGUUGUUUUGGAGAUGAUCUGACCCAGUCAUCUAGCCAUCACAAUUUGGCUCUUGUCAAAGUCGCUCAAAUCCUUACACUUGCCCAUUUUUCCUGCUUUCAGCACAUCAACUUUGAGAAUUGAAUGCUCACUUACUGCCUAAUAUAUCCCACCCCUGGACAUGUGCCACUGCAGUGAGAUACUUAGUGUUAUUCACUUCACUUUUCAGCAGUUUUAAUGUUAUGGUUGAUUGGUGUAUGACUCAUUAAAUGAGUAUAGAGAAAGCUUGGAAAGAAGUAGCAGAAAUCAUUGGUGACUCUGGAGUGUUUGUAGCUAUGACUGUUAGAUUGUGCUGCUAAUAGCUAAUACAAAGAUUAGCAUGUAACAUAUAAAUCAAGCACCCAAUAUUCAUAUUGAUUGUGUUAUUUAAUUUGUGUUUAAUAAGUUAAAGAUGUAUAGAUAUAUAGGCAUAUGGUAGUGCUUCUGGUAGCGAGUGGCUAGUACAGUUAGCUUGCAUGGCUAACAAUGCUAUUAUGAAGCCUGGAAUAUCAGACAACCUAAAAAGGUUUAACACUAUUUUCACUUAUCAGAGUUCUGUACAAUUUAAAGACAAAUACAUUAGUAGUAAAUCUUGUUCUGUAAGAUAUACAUUUUGGCUACUACCCUAUCUCCAAGAAUGUGAACGCAGGGUAAGAAUAAAGCAGAAUCUCAUACACCAGAAAGUUCCAAUGUCACUAAACUGAAGAUGCAUGUGGGAAUUUGCAUAGAUGUCAACUAUAUGCUGCCAAUUCUGCUAGGUGUACAAGUGUAGGUGUGUCUGAAUCAUCCCAAACAUUAGUCAAAAGGCUACCGAAUUUUGGACAUUGAAGUACAUUUACUGGCCAUGCAUCAGGCCAUCUGACUAAAAGUUCAUUAUGGUAAUCUAAAGUUUAUAAUUGAAGUACAUUCUUAAGAGAAAAUAUUCUGUUCUGUAUUGGUAUUUGUAACUGUGUAUUGGUAUCCUUAAUGUGGUUUGCUAACAUAGACACCUAGGUCAGGUCCUGUAAUUGGAUAUGACCGUGUGUCCACUACGCAACAGUGGAAGUCAAUGCUGAGUUGGAAUUAAAUGGUAAUAUUAUGCUAGCCAACUUUUUGUUGGCUGGACAUUUACUGUACUUAAGUACAAUUACUGUACUUUUACUGUAUUAACUGCACACUCAUAAUUGUAUGUAUAUAGAGAAUUGGUAAUUGGGAGAUAAAAUGGGUGGAACCAUGUAACCAACUGCCAAUCGCUGAACCAGUAAUAACCGUGACUUAACAUCUCAAAUUUAAACCCAUCAGCACCAGUUGGAAUUCCUUGGAGUUGCAAUACUGGUUAGUUGAGCAGUCUAAUCCAAAGCCAUUUUACACAUUAAUUGUUAUUUUGUCUUUGUACAUUGUAAAUAAACUAAGUAUA